UAUGAAGACACAAAAACAAACCUGAGAUACGUAUUACAAUCAUACCUGGCAACAUAGUUUGUUUUCAGUGCGCGUGCGUAGACUUCAGUCUGCUGGGUCGCUGCAUUGAUUUUGUGAAUUGAUGAGGGUGUUAAUGUGUAGUCAGAGCUUCACAUUUUGCCCCAAUGCUGACUCUUCUCAGGGGUUCGACAGCUUUGGGGUGGAGACUUUCCUCUGUUCUCCAUCUGGGGGGUGUUACCCUGAACAGACAGCCUCCCACUACAGCCAGGUCCCCCUGUCUAAGAACCCAGACUGCUUUGUGUCAUCAAAGUAAAGCUAAAGACAGUCCUGAUCCAAACAAGCCCACAUCAGUGUUGAGUUCCAGCCUGGAGGGGGCGCCAUUAGGGAUGUGGGCAAUUGCCCUGGGCGCUGUUGGAGCAGCACUAGUUGGUGUUUUCAUGGCCAACACUGAUCUCUGUUUGCCGAAAGCUGCAGACGCUUCGCUGGAAUUCCUUGAAAACGCUGAUCUGCGUUCCAGCACCGACGAAGGCAAGGUCAUUAAAGCCAGGAGCCUGUGGGAGAGGAGCGGGGCUGUGGUCAUGGCAGUCCGAAGACCUGGAUGAUUUUUGUGCAGAGAGGAGGCCACUGAGCUGUCCUCUCUGAAGCCCCAGCUGGAUGAGCUCGGGGUGCCUCUUGUCGCUGUGGUGAAAGAAAACGUUGGCACAGAGAUCCAGGACUUCAAACUGCACUUUGCUGGAGAAGUCUACAUUGAUGAAAACAAACAAUUCUACGGGCCCCUGCAGAGGAAAAUGGGAGGACUGGGGUUCCUCCGCCUUGGAGUUUGGCAGAACUUCCUGCGAGCCUGGAGGGCUGGUUUCCAAGGUAACAUGAACGGCGAGGGUUUCAUCCUUGGUGGAGUAUUUGUCAUUGGAGCUGGAGACCAGGGCAUUAUCCUCCAACACCAUGAGAAGGAAUUUGGUGAUAAGACGGACCCUGCACUUGUUUUGGAGGCUGCUAGAAAAAUUUUGCCAGUGAAAUAGGUUUUACGGCUGAUGGUUUUUGAUGUUUCAUCUAUGUAGAUUGCUGGAUUUGAAAAAAAUUCAAGAAACUGAUUUAAAGAGCACUUAAAAUGUAUUUUAAUGAGAACAUAUUCUAUUUUUUUUUUUUUUUUUUUGCUACACAGUACAUUCUGUUUACUCUCUUGUGUUCAGUUACUCAAAUUUACGAUUACUUGUAAUUGCAUUACUGUAUUGGCCUGAAUAUGAUUUCCCCCCUUAAAAGAACAUCUGAGAAAUAUGGAGUCCUCUUAUAAUCACAGACUUUUACAUGUCCAAUAUCUGCUGCAUGAAGUGAAAGGUGUGCUCCUUUCUCAACAGCAGGUGAAUACUGUCCUGGUCUUAGAUACAAUUCCCCCCUAAAAAUCAGUCCACCCUGCCUUUCACUGCACAUGCAUCAUCAGCCGCGGUUCACUGAUUAUCACCUCGUUUCUGCUUAAAACUGCACUC
Thalassophryne amazonica is the source of this 1484-nucleotide messenger RNA. RefSeq names its product selenoprotein U 1a (gene selenou1a). The record is from RefSeq and is a predicted model, not a curated record. The transcript has 7 exons. Lineage: Eukaryota; Metazoa; Chordata; Actinopteri; Batrachoidiformes; Batrachoididae.